AUGCCUGCUAGAAAGAAGCAAGUCAGUAAGGAAACGUGGUACGAGUGGAUAAUGGACGCCAUCGAGAAGAUUCAAGUUAGUAGACAGCGUCCUACGAUGGCCAGCAUAUGCCAUGCAAUACGCAAGCGCCACAUAUUCGAAGAAAAAACGAUCGCUGCGAGACUACAGGAAGCUGAAUCAAGUGGCCUGAUCGAGGCGAGUUUUGUGCGCGAUGCUCCCAUAUAUCGAUUGGUUCAAGGCAAAGCAAGGCGCCGAAGGGAGCAUCUUUCCCGGAAAUGCUGUUCGUUUCCUAACGCGAUCUGCAUCGAAUGUCUCAGAACUAGCAUCAAAGGCCCCAAUGAUCAGCCGGAACCGAUGAGCUCGUGUGAACGGUGCGGGAUAUCGCUACACGAUAGUUGCUCCAACAAACUCAAUGGCCUGGAAACUUCCGUCCCACUGUCCCAGCUGGUAUCGGUGGGAAAUAAUUGGUUCUGCGAUGACUGUUGCCAACCGUGUGAUGCUUGUAACACCAGGAUCACAAGUUUGAGCCAAGCUCGAUGCUGCCUGCUGGAAUGUGCCGAUUGUGCAAGAAAGUUCCACUUUCAGUGCAUGGUACCACCAUUGACCAGCGAGUGGAAAAGUAGAACGCCCUGGCAGUGCGACGAUUGUUCACAAAAUGAUAAGCAAUGCGAUGCGAAAAAAUCAAGAACUGAUCAUCGGUCAAAUUGUUCGCGCAUCGGUGCAGAGAACUUGAAGAAAAGUGUUGGUUUAAAUAAGUCCAGUGAGCACGGUACACAGUGUUCCCGAUCGCAACCCAAGGAAGCUGACCUGAUUGAUGGACGUAUUGAGGCGAUGAAGAUAAAGUUAGCUGGACAGGUGUCUACCGACGAUUUUGAUAUCUUCCGGAUGGUACUAUUGCAGACAUGCCAUCUGCAAACGGAUAAUCUCGCUCGUACACCGGAAGCAAUUCGGUUCGGCAAGUACGAAAUCGAAUCGUGGUACUCAAGCCCCUUCCCUCAGGAAUAUGCCAAACUGAAAGUGCUCUACAUGUGUGAAUUCUGCCUGAAGUACAUGAAGACGGACAAUGAGCUGCGCCGUCACCAGGGCAAGUGUAUCUUACGACAUCCUCCAGGGGGUGAAAUUUAUCGCGACGAUGAUUUAUCCGUUUUUGAGGUGGACGGAAAUGAGCAGAAGCUGUACUGCCAGAGCUUAUGCUUGUUGGCAAAACUAUUUCUCGAUCACAAAACGCUAUACUUCGACGUCGAACCGUUCAUGUUCUACAUCCUGACCAAACGCGAUAGGCUCGGGCAGCAUAUCGUCGGAUACUUUUCGAAGGAAAAGAUGAACCAGCGGAGCUACAACGUGUCCUGCAUCCUGACGAUGCCUCAGUGCCAACGGCAAGGUUAUGGGCGGUUUCUGAUUGAUUUCAGCUACCUACUAAGUCGUGUGGAGCGGAAGCCUGGCACACCCGAGCGCCCAUUUUCCGAUAUGGGACGCGUAUCUUACCAUAAGUACUGGUGUUCGGUUAUACUUUCGUACCUGUACCUCAAUCGUGACGCACCCCUAACGCUGAAAACAAUAUCCCGGGAUACCGGCAUGUUCGUGAGCGACAUUGUCACGGCUCUAAGGAAGCUGCACUUCAUCAAGUAUAGGGGUCAAAAGAAGGGUUGCUGUCGCACCAAUCGGCCGAUAAUCUGCAUCGACUGGCGGGCUGUGGAGGCACAUCAAGUGCGUAUAAACCGAUCGCCCGAAUCUGCCAGAGUCAAGGAAAUGGGUCUUCGGUGGAUACCAAAUAUGCGCGUUAGUUCAAUUGUCAAGCAGUCUGCUGUGGUAGAAAAUGUAAGCUUCCAGAACGAUUCAUCUAGCUCACCGAGCUCGCAAAAUACACCAAACGUGGAUGAGGUUAGAAACAAAUGUUCUCCUAGCAAAGCUGAGAAAGGAAAUGGCAACGAUGCGAACAUUUUACUCAACUCUAGCUCCACUGGGAAAAGUCCAACGAAACAUUCACUCAUUGCGCAAAGUCCAUCGGAGCACAGUGGCAACGACACGGACAAUUCACUGGAAGAAGAUGGCAUCGCAAGAACGAGCUCUGGUCGAAAGCGAUCACGGCCGAAAAAAUACAGUAAAGAUUUAUUCGACCUGUCACUAUCGCUAACGACAGGAACGCCCAAAUCAAACCGAUCGCUGAAACCCGCCUCAGAGGAAUCGAAGGAUUCGAAUACAUCUUGGUGCGAGGGUAAAUUUCCAGUUGUGCUGAUGGAACCGCUUUCCGCAAACGAUUUCGUACUAUCGCGGCCAUCGGACAGAUGCGGUACGGACGAGGAGGUUUCGCUGGACAGCGUGGAAGCGUUCAUGGGUACACCGAAAAGCGAGUUACAGAAGCCGUCCCCUAGCAAUACGGUACAUGGAUUCACACCGAUCGCACCUUUUAAACAGCAGUUCGUUGUGAACGUUGAACACCGAGGAUCGCCGUCGCUGGGUGCUGCAUUGUCUCACCACUUCGAGCCACACAUGUCCACCCCGAAGUUGUCCAGUGCUAAGCGGAGCAGUGCCAGCAGAUGUCGGAAACGAACCAUCGUCUGCCUGCAGGAGGUAAUCAGCUGCAAACGGCAGCGAUUGGACUGGACUGCGGAUGAGGGUAGAGGCAGCGCAGAACACGGCAUUAGUAGAGAUGGCAACGUUACGUCGAGCCAUCAGGUAACUUUAUAUACCCAUUGUCGACCCACUCGGCCUGGUGUUAGGGGUAGGCCAAGCGAGGGUAACACGAUUGAGCUUAGUAGUUCGAACGUAAGGAUGUUCCCGAGGACAGUGUAA
Molecule: messenger RNA, 2793 nt
Organism: Anopheles coustani
Lineage: Eukaryota; Metazoa; Arthropoda; Insecta; Diptera; Culicidae
Product: histone acetyltransferase KAT6B-like
Exons: 1
Coding region: 1-2793 (930 amino acids)
Biological process (GO): regulation of DNA-templated transcription
Cellular component (GO): MOZ/MORF histone acetyltransferase complex
Molecular function (GO): histone acetyltransferase activity; DNA binding
Source: RefSeq, a predicted model, not a curated record